AUGCGGCGAAAACUGAUUGCCCAAACGUAUGACGGUGCGAGUGUGAUGUCAGGAGAACUGUCCGGUUUGCAAACACGAGUAAGAGAAGACUAUCCACAUGCUCUUUUUAUCCACUGUUGCGGACACGCAUUAAAUUUGGUCCUUGUUCAAGCUGUCUCGUCAACUAAAGAGUGUCGUAUAUUUUUUAAAACCGUCACUGGUCUUUCAUCCUUUUUUCACGCCUCGUCCAAGAGAACAUACCUGUUGGAAAAAGUUGUCGGCAGACGCAUUCCCACUGGAACAGCUGUUCGAUGGCACUAUCAGAGCAGGUUAAUCCAUGCUGUACUGGAGACAAGAGCAAAGCUGCUCGAAGUUUUCGAAUACAUCAUCGAAAAUGAUGACGAGUUUGACGGUACGACGUUAAACGAAGCGAGGGGCUACCGACAAGUUCUUGCAGAUUUCCAGUUUGUGUUCUGCCUUAAAAUAUUUUCAGAAAUAUUUGGUCUUACGGAUGUUUUGUAUAAUAUCAUUCAGAGUAAGCAGUUCGAUAUUGUCUUCUAUGUCACGAAAGUUCGCGAGACGAAAGAUAAGAUUCAAGAACAACGAACAAAAUUCGUAGAUUAUUGGAAUUUUACGUCAAGUAUCGUCAAAGUAGCACUGAAACGCGGGCAAAGUGAAGAGGAUGUAAAGGCGUCCUUCCGUCAAAUGUUUUUCUGUGUAGUCGAUACCAUUGUCGUGCAGAUUGACUCUAGAUUCGAAAGUCUUAACAGCAGAGCAUUCGUUUCUUCGUUGGAUCAUUCAAAGCACGAAUUGUACAGCCGGAAUUUUCCCGAACGAGAGCUGCAAUCGUUGCAAGAUUCAUAUGGAACAUUCUUUAAUCUUCAAGCACUAAAAAGUGAACUAAUCGUUCUAUACGCAUCUGCCGAGCUCAAAUCGAAACCUGUUUUUGAUAUGAUAUCAAAAAUAAUCGAACUUGACUUGAAAGCCUGUUUUCCAGAGGUGUACCGAUUGUGUCAGCUCAUUCUUACUAUGCCAAGUACGUCCUCCUCUGCAGAAAGAUCAUUUUCGGCUCUCAAGCGUAUCAAAACGUAUCUUCGCAGUACACAAGGGCAAGAGCGACUUUCUGCAUUGGCUACAAUUUCAAUCGAAGAGAUGUUGGUAAGUUUGCAGGGGAAGCCACGAUUUUAUGAGGACGUUAUAAAGGAGUUUUGCGCAAAGGAAAGACGGAUGGAAUUUACAUUUAAGUAA
Molecule: messenger RNA, 1227 nt
Organism: Xenia sp. Carnegie-2017
Lineage: Eukaryota; Metazoa; Cnidaria; Anthozoa; Malacalcyonacea; Xeniidae
Product: zinc finger MYM-type protein 1-like
Exons: 1
Coding region: 1-1227 (408 amino acids)
Molecular function (GO): protein dimerization activity
Source: RefSeq, a predicted model, not a curated record